AAAAGCUCCAGCAUGUCAAUUUUAAGAAACAGUUAAUGUUAGCGUCCAUCAACUAAUAUGUUUUGUGAGAUAUGGCCUCUGAAGUACAUAACAUAUGUCGUAUGUAUAGUGCUUGCGUCAAAGAUGGUCAGUAGUAAAGUGCAGUUGGGAAGGGAUGUCACUCAGGAGAAACGUUUAGAAUUGAUAUACAAAAACAUUCCAUCAAGUCGGAAUCCAGUUGUUGAAUCUGACAUUCAGCAGACAAAUAUGCUGAAAUGGCAGCAUUUUCAUGACAAUAGAAAACCCUUGGUACCUUCUGAAAAGACUGCAACAGAGCCUCGCUGGUUUAAGAAAAGAUGGCACAUGCUUCGAACUUCAAAGUUUCGAAACCAACGCAAGAGUCUUCCAUUAAUAAAAGAUGGAACACUUGACAAUGCUUCCGCUGUACAAUCAAAGUCUUCCAAGACAAACUAUACCAAAGAUAAGAUAUAUUCCACCAUGCAUACAAAGAACAAGAUAUCCAAAGGAACUGACAUUUUAUAUCACAAAAUACAUAGAAGAAAAAGGGAUGUUUCUGUCCAAGAGAAGAAGGACGAGGCUGACACAGCAUCCAGUAUAACAGUAUUAGGAGUCUCUGACUCAACGCCAAGACCGAAACGGUCAGUGUCUGGAAGUGAAAGGACCAAUAACACAAGUGUGUCACGCCAUGAGGAUGCAUUUGUAACAUUUUAUCCCGUGCCAGAUGAAUGGACAGCGAAGGGGAACUACUCUGCAGUGCGGAAGUUAAUUACCAAAUUCCAUAGGGAACAAAUGAUAGCUCGUGAUGCACAGAUAGCGUUCAUGUGCAUGGUGUUCCUGUUGUGUUUACUCAGCCUGUGUGUAUGGUGCACAGGCAUGUGCUACAGGAAGAAAAUUCAUUACAUGAAGUGGAGUUUUCAAGAUAGUCAUGCACUCACAAGUGUUGGAGAUAUGUUACGAAGACGGUGGAAACAUUUACCGGAACAAAGUUUUUAUGAAGAAGUCGUUGUUCAUGACAGAGGGACGGACCCAUGACCUUCACCUUCUCUCUAUCUGUACAAACUGCAAAUUUAUUAUUAUAAUUAUCAUUAAGAUGUACUUACAAUGUUUACGGUGAUAUCAUGUGAUAUUUUAUUAGUCUAACAACGAUUUAUUCCUCAGUGUGAAUUUAUAAAUAUACAUGUGUAUCUGGGUCAUUUUUGAAGAGACAGUGUUCUUUUUUACGGGGAUAUACUUGGGAUAUAUGUAAAUAGUCUUAGGAAUAUAGGAUUGAUGGCAUCUCUUGUGUGAAUGAUGCUGGUUUGGGGCGUUGCCCUGAGUUAAUGUUAAUGUUAUACCAGGAGUUGGAACUCUGUACGUUGUCAAAUAUUGCAUAUACCGGUAGUCCGUUUGACUUCACUUACCGAUAUUUCUUACGAGGGGGGACCACUUGCUGGUAGAACAGCCAGGUAAUCAAC
Haliotis rubra (blacklip abalone) is the source of this 1454-nucleotide messenger RNA. RefSeq lists its product as uncharacterized. The coding region runs from base 58 to 1032 and encodes 324 amino acids. The transcript has 4 exons. The record is from RefSeq and is a predicted model, not a curated record. NCBI's taxonomy places the organism in Eukaryota, Metazoa, Mollusca, Gastropoda, Lepetellida, Haliotidae.